This is a messenger RNA of Porites lobata, 12129 nucleotides long. NCBI's taxonomy places the organism in Eukaryota, Metazoa, Cnidaria, Anthozoa, Scleractinia, Poritidae. The record is from the annotation of a GenBank genome assembly.
AUGUUGAUGCACUGGAAAGACAGAGAAGGCAACUGUGCAACCUACGGGGUUUUGUAUAAUGCCUUAUGUGAUCCAUACGUAAAUCACCAUGAUUUAGCAUAUAAGUUCUGCAUUGCUGCGAGCUCUUCUUUGGUGAGUACUUUAAGUAGCCGUGUUGUCACUCAAUUUAGCCAGAUUCUUUAGCCAUUGGUUAUAUAAGUCCUGUUCGCCAAUGAAUAACCGCAUAAAAGGGAAGGAACAUUUCAACAACACUUAUCAUUCGGAAACUCUAGACAGGCUCUUUGAUGGGAACAUUUUUCUACUUACCCCAGGCUCCCGCGAACCUCCAGUUUACAGAGGUAAAUCCAGGAAUUUUCGUUAAGAAGGAUCCAAAGUGAACACGCCGUCAAGGCAGUCAAUCUCAAUAACCAUGAAAAUAUGGAUUAUUGUGGGCACUGUAAUUGAUGAAAAUCUAACUUGAAAGCCUCGUUUCAGCUCACUAAAAAGUAAAUUUUUAAAACAAAAAAAUUGGAAUCAUGUUUAUAGUAAGGCCCUGAUUUUUAACUAAAUGAGUGACCAAAACAUUAUAUUAUUGUGCUUGUUUACCCAUACAUCCAUUACUUUUAGUUAAAGAUUAUCGGUCAAAAAUUAUCCUUCAAGGCUAUCUAGAAUUUUAUUACUAGAAAAGAGGGCAGUAGAGGGCUUUGUUCACGCUAUACCGGAACCUAACCGGAUAGAUUUUGCGCCGUAGGAGCGAAACUAAUCUACAGUUUCCGCUGAGGAACAGGCCUCAAAGGUAUGUAAGGAAAUUGUAAAAAAAAUCUUAGUUAAUAUUUUUGAGUUCUUGAAGUUAUGUUCUCUUCCAGCUGCAGAUCGGCCCUUCCUCAUCGCGUGGAAGCUUUUCUCAAAUUGAGGAUAGAGGUAAUUGACCAAACGCCUGCCUGUUCCAGGCUCUUUAGGUGAAUUUCCACUGUCGCGUAAUUUUUACGUGCGUAGGCGCUUUUAUAAAAUAGACACAAUUUAUGGAAGGUCACGCGUAGACGUGAAAGUUGAACCUCGCUCAGUGGAGGGGAACCAUGUAUUUGGUGAUCCCUUUCCUAACACCAGGCAAGCCACAAAGGUUGCUAGAGGAACUACUGAUAUAUUAUUUUUAACGUUACGAAGGUAAGGGACGUCGGGAAAACUAAUCUCAUCCCCAGACCCCUCUACCUGUUUCCUAGAAAAACGCCCUGGGGAAGAGGUUGCGCGAGAAUCGAAGCACGUCAGAAAAUAACACCUCCCGUGCUAGCUUUCUCGAUCCGCUGCUGGAACAUGCUAGCAAAAGGCUUAGGCCAAGGCCAAACGUCGAACUUUUCAUGAGAUGAACCAAACUCUUAUUUGGAUCGACCUAAAUAAGUGUAGAUCGUUUGUUGGUUAGGACGCGUCGAAAUAAAUUGAAUUAGACUGAAAAGCAAUAUCAGCUGGCCAGCGGGUGUUCAGUAAUAAAUUUUCUCCCGAACGAGGCUAAAUAUACAUUACCAUACAAAAUUAUCCAUUUGCACGAUUGCGUCAUUUUAUUACUACGACCAGAAUCCUUUUCGUUUUUCCUUUCAUAUUUAAAUUUGGUCAUCCCAGCGAGGUGUAAAGAACAAAAGCCUUAAUUUUCACAAGGAAACAAAGCCCUGAAGGAGUCUGCUCUUAGUGGUAAAAUGACGUCAUCGUGCAAAUGGCCUAUUUUUGAUAUAUUUAUAGUUUAGUUCGUCGCAUGUGAAGAUCGACAUUUGUCUCGGAGACAAUCUUCAGAUGUCUGAAGCAGGACGAACUUAACUGAGCCAGAGGUCGAAAUUUUCAUAAACUUAAGUCACCAAGUUUGGUUUGUCUCAUGAAAAAAUCGACGUUUGGUCUAUGCCCUAGUUUUUUUUAUCCCUGUUACAUAAUAAUAAACUUAUUGUUCAUUCAAAAUACAAUUCGUAUUUUAGAAACGUGCUUACCACGAUUGCUGUAAAGUUGCUGUCUUCAUUUGCUUUUUUCUCAGCAAAUUCAGAUUAUAAAAGAAUGUUGUGCGUCUAGCAGAUAUUCUUCAUGUCAUCUUCAUGUUAUUUUUGCUGUUCUUGCUAUGUUUAUUGACAGUAGUGCGUCUAUUUCUUUGAAAAACGUGUAAAAUUUUCUAAAUUCUCUGCUAUUUUCUCUAGUUCUCCAAAACGGCUAAGCUAAACUUGUCUCCAGCAGCGUCCAACGAGGAUUCAUGGUUGCAGGACACUACAGAUAGUUAACAUUAUUAAACAAAUCUAAAUUUUGUUUCAAGUAGAUUAUGACUUGGCUAUAUCUAUGUAUGUUUCACAAUAAUAAGUUAGUUUUGAAAUUGCCUAAUAAUGCAUGACUUAGCAUUGGAGAAACUAGUCUCCUACACAGCCGUUUUUAGGGUCGUCACGCAACGCUCCUCCCCACAAACGCGACCGAGAAGGGAAAGACGACUGUUCAAAAUUUCUCAGAUAGGAGAGGAUAUAAAUGAGUAAGAAAGUGUUAAAGCUUAUCUCGAUCGAACGGGUUUUUUUUCGGACCGACCGGUUAGAGUGAUGGGAAUAAGAAGGUUAAUGAUAAUCAUUGUAAACUUUCCAUUGUCUUCCAGCAAUUGCGUAUUCGCAGCAAUUGUUGAUUGAGAAGUUAAUGGACAUUUUGAAUUUAACUCUGUUGUGCUUGAUGGAAGUUCCAGCUGAGAAUCAGGCUGAGAAUUAUGUUGUUAAAUUAACAUGACAAAAGAUUGCAUAUUUUCAGACGAAGAAUUUUUUAACUUGCGUUUUGAAGAACACGUAAAUAAACUGAUAAAAAAAAAAAAAAUGUCAGGAAAUUUUUCUUGCAUUAAGGAUAACCUCUUUUUAUUUAUUUUUACGCGCUUUUUCUUUUUUUCUCUUUUUAAUUUGUACCAUGCGAUUUCUUUCAAAAGUUCUGAAUGUUAACCGGAUAACUUCAGAUGAAAAAUUUUAUUAAAAUGUUGAUUUUUGGCUCGUUAUAGUAAUGGUUUUAGUGUGACCUUUACACAUGUAAAAGUGGAAAAUAGUAAGUAUUGGCGGAGAAAUCACGGUUUUUCGUUUGUAGCGGAAGUAAAAGUUAUUCAUUUGAUUGGUAGCCCUAUAGUGUUUUUCGCGGGAAUUUCCAUGGCUGGCGAAUGAAUAAUCGGGAUUGUUUUUAGUUAGCGACUCGAUGCAGCGUUCUUUUCUUGUUGUUUUGAUUUUUGUCCAUGGCCAAGUUCAAAACAGCGGAGAAAGUGAAGGGUGAAAAGGAAUCUCAACGAACAACGACACAACAUAAGAAUAUUUAGGAAGCAGCGGAAAGAAAUGUCUUUUUAAAAAGACAUUUUCGAUAGGUAUUUGACAAUAACAACAAAUGAAAAAGAACGUUUCCACCAUUCAUUUUAGCUAAGUGGAGCGCUUCAUGUUUUCUCACAGUAGUAGAGUCAGCCUACAUAAAAUUAAAAUCAUAAAUUAUUUGCCGAUGUUGUAUCGUGGUUAAAAUUAUAUCCUCUCUCUAUGUUAAUUGUUGGCUCAGUAGAAGCCCUUUGCCGCCGAAGUGUCUUUCUUCUUUUCCUUCUACCGGCCGGUUUGGUUUUCGACUGAGCGGUGACUGCAUUUGUUGUCUUCCAUUUCCACAGUCGUGAAAAGAAAAGUUGAUCUCACUAUUGAUCCCAUUGCAAACGUGGCUCGAAAGUCGAAACGCGAAGCUGUUUUAAAAUGAAAAGUGCGCGGAAAUUAAAGGAUGUUAGUAGGAUAUACAGGCGGUAGCCAAAUUUUCUGUGCAAAUGAGAAUCGUUUCUUAUGCAGAUUAGGGUCGUUCGUUCGAGGGCAGUUGAACCUGAGUGAGUGAGCCCGUGGCACGUGGGAUCGCGCGUGGAGGGGUGUCACGUGAUCAGAUGGCGUGGAAAUCGUGCGUGGUUGCGUGUCAAGGUCGGAAUGUCUUCGGAAAGGCAGUAACUCUUCCGGGUAGUGUAGGAGCAGCUCGGAAGGUCUCUCCUAAUUGGUCACAGAAAACAAUGUUGUUUUUCUACAAAGUCGCUAGCGUGUGGGGUUAAGCAUGUAUUGUGAACCUUUGCCUGCAUUCAAGGGAUAAGUAAUUGUCACAUCAACCCAGAGUCUACACAAGCCACCCACACUUGACUAACCACAACAUUAACUCCGCACUCAACUGAAUACAAUUGACUGGUCAUGAGCUUUUCACAGAGCUCAAAAGUACUCACUGUUUACUCGUUGUUGCUCUGAGCUGCUCUUUGAUAACUCAGAGUUGCUCUGAGUUAGCUUCAAAGGAGCUGGCGACUAACGUUCUAUUUUUUUCAACAGUAACAAACGGCUAAGACGAAGUUUGUACAAAAUAAGUGAGCAGCUACUAAAGAAAAUUGAUGCCAGCUAAAAAACUAUAUAUAGAUAUAAAAGCUAUUAAAGUUUUACGAAAAAGAGGGUAAACCCUCUUCUUGUGUGGAUGCAUUACCUCCCCCUCCCAGCCCUCCUUGUACAUGUACGUCCGAGGGUACCAGAACGCCUCGCUGGAGUGCAAACAGUGCAGUGGGAUCUUAAGUGAUGUUACACGAGACGAUUUGAAGCCAGGAUUUUUAGUGCAACACAAUGUUGCAAAAUUGUUGCGACGGUUUUUCGAAUUGCUACGACAUUGUUCCAACAUUGCAACGCUGUAUUGCGCCGGGUAAAAAUCGUCGUCGCGAAUCGUCUCGUGUAACAUCAACUUUAAACGAAAAGGAAAUUAGCUUUUUAAAUGAUGUAAUCGCGUUUUGUUUCUGAGGUACUUAAUUUGUCCACAUCCCCAUGCUAUUUAGCCGCAAAGGAUGCAUUGCCAAUCAAAGGUGAAAUUUCUGACAGGAAAAACAAGGCAUAAAAAAAAAUCACCACAAAAUGGGUGAAAACGGAGAGGGGAAAAUUAACUUCAACAACACUAAAAACAUAGGAAUAUGGUUCAAUUCGAAACACCUGUAAAAUGGAUAGAUGGAUGAAAAGACUAAAGGAGGAACGAGACUAUUUAUCUUUGUUUUUGUUUUUUAGGUGUACAAAGAAUCAAACAUGGUGUAGUGGUUAACGACGAGUUAAAAUUGUUGUCAUUCAAAAUUGAAAACUGGAGAUCCCUAGCUCGACGACUUCAUUUUAUGGAAGCAGAAAUAGAGGCAUUCGAUAAAGAGAAGGAAAAUGUUAAUGAAAAGGUUUACUUGAUGUUGAUCGAAUGGAAAUCAAGAAAAGGCUCCGGUGCAACCUACCAGGUCUUGCAUGAUGCCUUAUGCCAGCCACGUGUAAAUCACCGGGAUUUAGCAGAUAAGUUCUGCAUUGAUGCAAGGCCUUCUUUGGUGAGUACUGUAAAAAGUAGGCGUGUUGUCACUCAAUUUAGCCAGAUUCUUUAGCCAUUAUGUAAAGUCCUGUUCGCCGAUGAAUAACCGCAUAAAAGGGAAGGAACAUUUCAACAACACUCAUCAUUCAAAAACUCUAGACAGGGUCUUUGAUGAGAACGUAUUUCUCCUUUCCCCAGGCUCCCGCGAGCCUCCAGUCUACAGGGGUAACUCCAGGAAUCUUCGUUAAGAGAGGUCCAAGGUGACUGGACACUGUCUCGAUAACCAUAAAAAACAUGGAUUAAAAAUAAUUAUAAGAGUCAUUAAAUACAAUAGGCCACUUCCAAGUUCCAAAAACCCUCACUUUCAAAAUGAGGCUGGUUGCAUAACCUGUCUUGUGAAAAUGAGGUUUAUUUGCAUGAGAAUGAAAAAUGACUUCCAUAUCAAAGGCUGAGCGCCCUCCCUCGUUUUGAAACAGAGACCCGGGGGAACUCGGAAAUGGCUUAUUAUUAUUCAUUCAAAAUAUUUCUCCAAUUCUGAUUGGCUAAAAGCACACGCAUAAUUCACCACAACCAGGUACUGAUGACCAAAUUUGGAAGAAUUUUGCGUUUAACGAACCGAUAACGUCAAAAGUGCAGCUUUCUUGCAGGUUAAUGCACCGUUAACCGAGAAGACCUGGGGACGAGGUUGAGUUGUUUUGGUUGUCAAAACAAAAAUGGCGGAGGUUUCACUCAUUUCAAGAGUAAGAACUAGGCGAAAUUAUAGCUAAAAACAUGACAAGAACAGCAAGAAGACAACUCGAAGGGCCACAUUUGCUGUUUUGAGAAUAUUUGCGGAGCUGAACAACCCUAAACGUGCACUAUCGAAAAUGAACUUAACAUCGAUGGAUCGAUGGAGGUAAGCAUGUUUUACCCAUGUUUUUAAACUGGGAAUUAUUUUGAAUGAAUAAUAAAACAAUUAUUGAAUUCGGCUUUCGUAUCAUAUGAAGAAUUAUGGAGAUCGGGAAGGGUGUUAUCCUCGACGGAUAACACCCUGCUCGAUCUCCAUAAUUCUCCAUAAGAUAAUUGGCCUCAUUCAUUACUGCGCUUUUCAUAACCACGCGAAGUCUGAAGUUCAAAAACCAACUGACAUUUGCGUUUUUCCCUGCCGUCAAUCAUCUUAACGGGCCUCUUAGGAGACAGAACUUUGCUUAAACGGGUUCAAAAGGUCAAGGUUUGUGAUCUAUGAUUGGUGGAUUUCGAUCCGUUUUGUGUGUUUCUGUGUUUCAAGGUUCAUUGCUUGUGAUAGUAAUUAUGAUUGACGGCAGCGAAAAACGCAAUAGUGUAGGCGGCUUUUGAAUUUCAGAGUUCGCGUUUUUGUGAAAAGCGCAGUAAUUGUUAAAUUUGUCAAAAAUAUUAUUUACUGGAGUUUGUGACAAUAAUAAAAUGCUGAACGGAGAGCCCGCUUUUAUUUCAAGGGCAGAUCGGGCAUAAAGGGCAGAAAGGGCACCUUUUUAGCCCUGUGUUUUUUCCCCUGGGCGCGCGUGGAGCUCUGGCGUGUAAGCCGUGCGCGUCGAGUCAGGAAACAAGCCACGACUAAAUUCGACCAAUGAUUUAUUUACAAACUAAUUUCCUAUGUACAAACAUCCGUAACUUCCUAUCCACUUCAUUAUAUAUGGAGGAAGACACUUAAUUAGUAUGCGGGAAAUCCAAAUUAGUAUGCGGGAAGGUAGUGAGCAGGCUUUUAUGCCGUUCAAACAAUAAAAAAUACGGCAACCAACCAGAAUGCUUCGUCAAACGGGACAGCCAAUGAGCGUCUUUCUAAUUCCGGUCAACCUAUCAAAACAACUAUGACAUCAUAGUACCCCGGAAUACAUAUGACAUCAUCUUCCGAAAAUAACUAAAACCUGUCAAACCGGUUAUACCAACCAUGACCGCCACAAGAUAAAUAUAGAACAUGACAUCAUUGAUAAACCCGUCAAACUGGAUAUACUUAAUGAGAUUCCACCGCAAGUUAAUGAGAUACCACAGAAUUUUAUUCAUGAGAUCAAGAAAAUAGCCUAUGACGUCACCUAGUUAAUGUAUUCCUCCCCACCUUAAUGAGAUUCCCCCCAAAAAAGAGGUUAAUUCGGUCCCUCCUAUACUACUACCGCCUGUCAUUUAUCCGAGAUGAAGUCAUCUGUUGAACGCUGGUAUAAGCGUUUACAAUACGAAAAAGAAUUUCCUUUUGUUAGAAUAACUGCUAAAUCUUUUACCACUUCAACAUGUUUUUAUGCCUUUGAACAAAGAGAUGUUCGUUUGACGAUUCCUGCGAAAACCAAAAAACAUUAUGAAGCUUCCCGGAUUGAAAGCAUUUUGAAUCACGGAACAAUAACCGUGUAAUAUCGACAGCCAGCUCUCAUUUCUUUAUCUGCUUUCUAUGUCAUUCUGCUAUGGUCACGGGCUGUUAUUUCUCCUCCGAUCUUAACGUGGUUACCCUGGUAUCUACGUGAGCUUAUCAUGUUUUCAACGGCUUAGUUGGGAAUAGAGGCCCCUCUUCCCUACACAGCACGUUUGGUGUACCGGUGAUGCGUUAAUGACAACCUUUAUCGACUGCUUCCACUUUUACGCUCCGAACGCACAGCUAAACGCAGUCCGUGAAUUGAACAGAGAGUGUUUCUUUAAUUCGAUCUCUCUUUUAAAACGUCAUACACAGUAAUCCAACAACUUUCAGUUACCAUAGGAUCAUGAGAAAAGGAGAUAGUUCUCGCUCCACUAUCAGCCUCUGUUUUAUAGUGCUAACAGUCACUUGCCGUAAAUUUUCACAAGAAAUAGUUAAUCAAUAUACCUGAAACAGACCAGCUACUUGACUUCUGUAGUAAGAGUAGCGGCAAGUCAAAGUUUAGAAUCUUCAUGCACCUUAUAAUCUACCCGAUAGGAAAAAUAAAGAUUUAGGAAAACCUCUGUUCGCUUUCAGCUAGGUAAACUCUAAGGUCACGCUUCACACUAUAACGAGCUUAUGAGUCGUGGUUAGGCCUGUCAGCACUUUAUUUCCUAAAAGAUCAUACAGGUCAUCCUUCGCUCCUGUUCUUAAAAGUUUAGAUGUUGAAAUCAAUCUUACCCCGACGUUCCUAGGAGGGCGGACUUGUUUUAAGUCGUUUGGGGUCGUUCUGAGCCUGGGGGGUACUUUAGGACGUGUUCUGGGUGGGGAUGUGCCGCUGGGACCCUGGAACCCUUAACCUAUACCAGAGCUAGUUCAGCUGAAUUUUGCUACCCUAUACUAGAGUAAACUCCCCAAUUCCCCCCAUCCUAGAGUAGCUGUUGACCUAGUCUAGAUAAAAUCUUCAACCAACUGAUCAGUUUCCUGAAAAAUGAUACCCUAUUCUAGACUCAAAUGCUCUGAUUUAUAUACCCUAUCCUAGAGUAAACUGCUUGAAAACCAUACCCUUCACAGCGGCACAUAGCUAUAUAGCCCAUAUAUGGUAGUACCCCCCCCCCCCCCCCCUUUAGGAAUUUUUGGUUUGGGAUGUUCAGCUGGGAUCCCGGAACCCUUAGCCUAUACUAGACCUAGUUUGGUUCCUCGGUUUAGUAACUACGGCCUUGGGAACGGCGUUGUCAGAGAUCACAGUUGAAUAAGCAUAAUAAUUCAAACAGCUUAAAAAGCUAAUAUAAUGUGAACUGAAAAUGAUUUUUCUGUUUGAACUUAAUCUAUUCGCUAAAGUCAAAUUCCAAGUGAGAUUAAAGCACGGCGUUGUCAGAGGUCACAAUUGAAUAAGUAUAAUCAGGAGCCCAUGGGCUCCUGGUAUAAUAUUGAAAACAGCUUAACAAGCUAAAGUAUGAUAUAAACUGAAAAUGAGUUUUCUAUUGAAUCUAUUCACUAGAGUCAAAUUCCAAGUGAGAUUACAGCACAAGGACCCAGGGCCGUUCGUGCAUUCGAGAAUGCUUUGAAAAAUGGUGAAGUAAAGGUGUACCGCGGUCGAAUCAUGUUUGUUGGUCAGGAUCGAGCGGGAAAGACGAGUUUGAAGAAGUCCUUCCAAGGUCUGCCAUUUAGUCCAACUCAGUGUAGUACCGAUGGAAUUGACGUUGACUGUUUGGAAUUUGAAUAUGAAGGCGAUCAAGUGAAGAACUGGAGAGUUACUGAUGAAACGUUUGGUUUAUCUCAGCACUUAAACGUUCUCGCAAAAAAAGCGGCUGUACAAUUGAAAAAAGAAGAAGAACAAGAAGAACAAGGAGAAGGAGAAGAAGAAGAAGAAGAAGAAGAAGAAGAAGAAGAAGAAGAAGAAGAAGAAGAAGAAAAAGAAGAAGAAGAAGAAGAGGAAGACACAAAACACCAUCUACGGGAUGUGCCAAAAGAUGAGGUCUGUAGAACGAAAUGUGUGCAUAUCAGUGGGUAUAAAGGGAAAUUCAUCACUCCACGCUAACUCACCCACGAAGAGGGCUUGGGGUUGAUAACCCACCUUUGGAUUUUUGCUACUUUAAAUUUUUCAAUAUGUUAAUGAAAAUUAAAAUAUGAAAAAUUAACGUUUCACAGACAGGACAGCCUGUGAUGACCUCUAGAAGAUGAUGCAAGUUUUAUUAUAUACAUGUUUGGCGCUGCUGGGUACCUAUGACGUCACUAAAAUGUCCGCCAUUUGGGAUUUUAACAUAGGACCACAUAGGGAACCCACGCUCUUAUUAGUAAACUGCAAAUGGAAAUUAAAUAAGAGAUAAAAUCUUACCUGUUUUAUCCUCGAAUCUGCUGUGGUGCGAAGUGAAAUGGAAGUUGUUUUACGAUGCGAAAACGAUGUUAAAUUCGCACGCUUUGACAGUUGUUGAUUUCACAAUGCUCUAUGUGGUUUGGCUCGCAUUUCACUGUUGGUGUCAAGCGCCGGUUGUUAUUAUCGUCUCGCGUUUCUUCGUUGAUUGUUAAUUUAUUAACAGUUUGAAUUAGAGUAAGAGAAAAGAGACAAGGGACGAAACUAAUUUGAUGACCGAUUUAUUUUCAAGCCGUACUCAAGUUUUACGGGCGGUUUUUUUCACGAAAUUCAUUCCAACAACAGUUUAAGGGAUAAAAUGUACGGUGGGCCACUUUUUUCUAUUUAAAAUAAAAAUCUUCGUAUUAAAAAUGGUCAUUUAUGAACGCCUCCACUUGACUGAACCGGAAGUUGACUUUGCGUUUGACGUCUGAAAGUUUCUUGAGCUUUUCUGCUUGGUUCUGAGAUUGUUUCAAGUUAGAUUGCAUAUACAUCCAAAUAAGGGCCACAUAAAGCAUUGUGAAAUCAACCCGAAGCGUCGAACUGAACAUCUUUUUGCAUCGUAAAACAACUUCCAUUUCACUUGGCACCACAACAGAUUCGAGGAUAAAACAAAACAGUUAAGAUUUUAUCUCUUAUUUAAUUUCCAUUCGCAGCUUACUAAUAAGAGGUUCCCUAUGAUUUUAACGAAAAUUCAGUUUUAUGGGAAAGAGUUUAAGAAACUAAGUAAAGGCCUAUGCGCUCUAGCAGACAAAUUUGGAAUUGUCUUUGACACAUCUAAACCAAAACUUGUAUGGUGACAUUUUUUGUGUUGAAAAAAUUUAUCCGCACAGGAAAUAGCCUGUUCCAGGCGUUCAGAUAGUAGAGCGCGGCGUUAAGUCUCCCCUCGUUUUUUUUUUCUUCGUGAAAUUUUCUCCCGCGCUCUACUUUCUGAACGCCUGGAACAGCCUACACAGGAAACUAUCUACAACCUCGUCCCCAGACGAGGUUGAACUAUCUACUGUUAACAGGCAGUCACACCUGUCAUUACUCAGUGAAAAGAAUAAUGGCUUUACAACAAAUGAUUAACAACGAUUUAUAGAUUUUUGCAAAAAAAAAAAAAGGGUGGGAAAACCUCACAUUGAUUAAAAAAUGGCUUAUUCCCAUUUCAUAACCUUUGCAAACGAUUAUCAUCGAAGUGUACCGAAAUGUGUCUCAGGGAUAAUAGUCAGGCACGAAAAGAAAAGGUGCUGGCUUAGACCGUUUUUAACAAAUCAGGAAAAACCUUUGAGGGAAGGAUGUUGGUCCGACGUCGUCCAACAUUGUUUGGUAGUAUUAGAUCCGUUUUGAGGGCCCAUUCCCUCCCCCCACAAAAAAAAAAAAAACGAAAGAAAGAAAGAAAAAGAAAAAGAAGACCAAAGUUAGGUUCAUUUUAACCCAAAUUUCCAGUUGCAGUAAUACGGUACCUAUUUUCAUAUUUAUUUUUUGACGAAUGCUAUUCUGGCUUUCAAAAGAGGCGCAGGGGUCUUAUUUUAUCUUUGGUACUUGUUGCAAUUUACGUUAACGGAUAUCUCUUGUUUGUAAGGGCCCUGAUAUGGAGGCAGAAACCGUGAAGACUAAAGAAACUCUCGAGAGUGGUGGCGAUAAAAGUGCACGUAAAAAGCCCGAAAUUCCCGAAUUACUGUUUGACCCUGCUGUGCCUCCAGAUGAGUUCAUGUCCCUUCUUGAGCAGUAUUUGAAGGAUUUAGAUCUGUUAACCGAUGCUAACACGGGGGAAAGUCACAUUACUUUGGAUUUGUGGGACUUUGCCGGACAAGAUCUUUACUAUGCUUCGCAUCCAACGUUUCUAUCACAGCGUGCAGUAUACAUGCUGGUCUACAAUCUAAACAAAGGUUUAAAGGAGAUUGCCCAGCCCUGUGUCAGACAAGGUGAUCAAGACAUUAAACUCAAAAACCCCAAUCAAGAAACAAAUAUCGAAAAUUUGUUAUCGUGGCUAGUAUCAAUCUGCUCCUUGCGUUCAUCAGAAGAAAUGGAUGAGGAAAAAGCGAGAAACGAUCCAUACUAUCGCCCCCCUGUGUUUAUCGUGGGAACACAUGCUGACACACCAUGUGAAAACGUCGAUGAAAUGUUAUCUCAGAUUGAUAAAGAAAUUUCAAACCUGGAAAAGUCAUUAAAAAUCACGUGA